UCGAAGAAUGUGAUAGAAGCUUCAGGUUCACAAUUAUCAUGACUGGUGUUAUCUUCAUAUUACCAUUGUUUUCAGCUCUGAUGUCAAGUAUGUAUGUGUUCAAACUACGUUUCUACGUUUCUGACAUUCGCAUACAAUUCUCAAAGAUGAAGUACUGUGCACCACUAUGAAACAUAUAAAGGUGACAAAAGCCAUAUUGCAAAACAACCAGGGCAGUCUGUGUCCAAAGCUGUUCAUGUCUAGUGAUGAGCUGCUCCCUAGUAGAUUUAUUUAUUUUGUUUCUUAAUUCAGUGGAAUCCUCGCCAGACUUUACACCCCCACCCAUGACCUCGACAACUGAUGACGAAAGGAAUGUGGCGAUCCGCUGGCCAGACUCGCCUGCACAUAACAUGAACGCGGCUGAACCACGUCACAGUGCUGAAAACUUCAGGCUUCCCUGUUCUGUGACCCUGAGGAGGCGACGAGCAACAAAGAGCAUGUCUCCUGUUGCCUUCUCCGAAUUCUCACCGAUAAAUGCGACAGAGCGCGUGGAACUAAAUCCCGCCCAAGCCACAGAAGAUGAAGCAGAAGAGUCCGAUGCCGACGAAGGCCCAUGGAACACUGCAUCGUGCAGUGGCAGAGCAUCGACUGUUCCAAAGUUUAUGAGCCCGGACAUGACAGCUUAUCCGCGUCUCAUACGGGAGGAUAUCGCCAAGUGCUACGAUGCGCACAGGGAAUGGCCAUCCUCGCUGAUGGACUCUCCCGCAAGCACAGUGUCAGCGGCGUCAGAUGAACACAAUGUUGCCUCUUCACCAACUGCCGCAAUUCCUGUGGCAUCUAAAUUGACACCGGACGAGGACUUGGCAAGAUUGUCUGCGUACAAUCCCAGUCCGAUUUUCAGGCCAAUGCUGGAUAUACCUCACCGCCUGAGCACCGUCAUGGAGUGCACAGAAACCAGCAUCAAGGGGAGCCCAACAACCGCACAUGAUGAAGACGAAGCAGGCAUCCUGCAUGAGCUGGAAAAGCUGAUGGCUCUACUCAACGAGAAGCAGGCAGCUGGGGCUGGAAUAACAGCCGCUUCUCCGCAAGCAACAGCAGAAGAAGCUGCCCGGCCCAUCUCACCCAUCCCCAGGCGCGUGGAACUAAAUCCCGCCCAAGCCACAGAAGAUGAAGCAGAAGAGUCCGAUGCCGACGAAGGCCCAUGGAACACUGCAUCGUGCAGUGGCAGAGCAUCGACUGUUCCAAAGUUUAUGAGCCCGGACAUGACAGCUUAUCCGCGUCUCAUACGGGAGGAUAUCGCCAAGUGCUACGAUGCGCACAGGGAAUGGCCAUCCUCGCUGAUGGACUCUCCCGCAAGCACAGUGUCAGCGGCGUCAGAUGAACACAAUGUUGCCUCUUCACCAACUGCCGCAAUUCCUGUGGCAUCUAAAUUGACACCGGACGAGGACUUGGGAAGAUUGUCUGCGUACAAUCCCAGUCCGAUUUUCAGGCCAAUGCUGGAUAUACCUCACCGCCUGAGCACCGUCAUCGAGUGCACAGAAACCAGCAUCAAGGGGAGCCCAACAACCACACAUGUAAUACCAUAA
Molecule: messenger RNA, 1565 nt
Organism: Dermacentor silvarum
Lineage: Eukaryota; Metazoa; Arthropoda; Arachnida; Ixodida; Ixodidae
Exons: 8
Coding region: 246-1565 (439 amino acids)
Source: RefSeq, a predicted model, not a curated record